Grammomys surdaster is the source of this 913-nucleotide messenger RNA. Its product is annotated as calmodulin-4-like. The coding region runs from base 134 to 580 and encodes 148 amino acids. Gene Ontology annotation, molecular function: calcium ion binding; enzyme regulator activity. The record is from RefSeq and is a predicted model, not a curated record. NCBI's taxonomy places the organism in Eukaryota, Metazoa, Chordata, Mammalia, Rodentia, Muridae. The transcript has a single exon.
ACCUAUAGCUCAGCCCUUCAACAGCCACAGCCUCAGAGCACAGCAGCAGCCUUGAGCUCUGGACCAGAAACCCCAGGAGCAGUAGGUUGACAUCUAGUUGACAGGAAGCUCAGAAGCUUUGUAAGGUACAGAGAUGUCUCACGGGUUUACUAAGGAGCAGGUGGCUGAGUUCCACAAAGCUUUUGAUAGGUUUGAUGAGAAUAAGGAUGGCCAUAUCAACGUCCAGGAACUUGGAGCUAUAAUGAAGCAGCUGGGCAAGAAUCUCUCAGAGGAGGAACUGAAGAUGCUCAUCUCCAAAUUGGACAAAGAUGGUGAUGGUACCAUCAGCUUUGAAGAAUUCCUAACGGCCUUGGAGAAGUAUAAAAAAGGGAACAGGGCGGGGGAGCUGCGGGCUCUCUUCCAAGUCCUUGACCAGAAUGGUGAUGGGUACAUCACUGUGGAGGAGCUCAAGCAAAGCCUGUCCAAGAUGAGUGAGUCGCUUUCCCAGGAGGAGCUGGAGGACAUGAUCCGUGUGGCUGACGUGGACCAAGAUGGGAAGGUGAACUAUGAGGAGUUUGUGCGUGUCUAUACUGAGAAGUGAGGCUGCUGAGUGCAAGCUCCACCUCACCGUCUACCUCCCUGACUCGGACAGACACUUGAGCCUUCUUGUGGGGCUCUGCUUUUGUGAUGGGGUUAAAAAAAAGAGAGAAGCUGGUUCUCUUGGUGUAUGGGAAACUACCUCACGAGUGAGGAAGACUUUAUUGGAUCUGGAUGCUGUACCGCCUGGAGCUGGUCACUAGUCUCCUCUGUGCUUGCUGAGACUCUUGUCAGAGGAUGGUUUCCUUGGGUUGGUCUUUCUCCCUCUUGCUGUGGAAUGGGUGCUUCCUACCUCCCAGGGCUCUUAUAAUGGUUUAAAUAAAAAGAAUGAAAAUUC